AACGCCUGCGGAACCGGAAGCGCAGGGGGCGGGUUCUGCUUCCGGGGGAUGGCGGCGGAGGGGCCGGGCGCUGCGGCCGCUCAGUGAGGACGGAGCGCGGUGGGAUGAGCCGCAGCCGGCAGCGCUGAGCCCCGAGCCGGACAUGGCAGCGGAGUCGACGAUCCCCAUCUGGCAGAACAAGCCCCACGGCUCCGCGCGCAGCGUGGUCAGGAGGAUCGGCUCAAACCUCCCGUUGAAGCCCUGUCCCCGUGCGACCUUCGAGGUUCUACCACAUGUUUCAGAGCUCUAUUUAAACGACGUCCCUCCGGUCCCCACCUUGGCAGACAUUGUGUGGAUCGCGGCAGAUGAGGAGGAAACGUACGCCAGGGUCAGAAGCGACACUCGCCCGCUGAAGCACAAGUGGAAGCCAAGUCCCUUCACUGUUAUACAGCGCAACGCUUCGGUCCCCAACCUGAGGAAGCAGGAGGAGAAGCUGCUCGCCCUGAAGAAACCUGGUUUACCGGCACUGAGCCGGACGACAGAGCUCCAGGAUGAGCUGAGUCACCUGCGGAGCCAGAUAGCCAAAAUAGUCGCUGCGGAGUCAGCUGCUCCUUCAUUAACACCAGAUUUACUAUCUCCAGGAAGUUCAAACGCAUCGUCUCCUUUACCCUGUUUUGGACCCUCUUUCCAAUCCACAACUUCCUUUGUCAUUAGCGAUAUCACGGAGGAGGAGGCAGAACUGGAAAGCCCCGAGCUGCCGUCGGUCUCCCUGCUUUGUUCUGCAACCUCCGAGUGUUUCAAACCCGACCCGAAGGAUCCCGACGAGGAGGAUUCGGUGUCUCUCUCCAAGGCCAGCAGCUUUGCGGACAUGAUGGGCAUUCUGAAAGACAUUCACAGGAUGAAGCAGAGCAAGGACUUAAAUCGGACUUCAAUGAAGGAGGAAGACCCGGCCGUUCUUAUAGCCGAAGUUCUGAGAAGAAAAUUUGCCCUAAAGGAUGAAGAUCUGGCCCUGAAGGAGAAAUGAUGGCACUGUCAUUAACCUCCCUAAGCAAAAGUGUUAUGCGUCCAGAAUUUUCUCCACAGUAGCUGCCUUCCUAAGGAUUGAGCCUUUUGCCUCUUUUAUUAAUUAGAAAGUGUUUCUGCACCGGACACUUACUUAGGAAAGACCCGACGGAUUUGAUGUGUUUUCCAUGUAUUGUUAUAUUUAAGAAAAAACUUUUUAAGAAGGUGGAAAUUCUUUUCCACCUGUAUUUUGAUGUUGAUUGUUGAUAAGGAUCUUCUGAAGAGCGCAACGAGUGCUGCUGGAUGACGUUCUUUCUACCUUCAGUUUUCCUUAGGUUCAAAUGAAGCAUUAACUUAUAAUGGUCUUGUUACACUAGAACUAGUUACCAUUUCCAGUAUAAAUAAUGUCAAACGCCCAGUUCUUUCCCUGUUCUGAGUACGGUACGGAGCUACUGAGCAUCAGCUGAUUGUCGUUUCCAGGUCGUCAGCGUUUAGGAGGUUGUUUAAUCAACGCAGUAAAAGGUGUUGUCCCGGUACCUCUGCAGGAUGAACCAGCGAUCAGACCCCUUGGUCAUGGUUACGGAUGUUGGAGAAGGCCUGAGCUAUUUCUUCACUCACACAUUAUUCCCACAGUUGCAUGACAGAAUGGCCUUAAUUUCUUGCCAGUAAUUUAAUGUCUCAUUAAUAGUCCUUGUAUUCAGAUAAUGUAUUUUAUUUAGCAUUCAAAAGGUCUAUUUAUCAAAGCACCGAUGCUAAGAACCAAGCACCCACCACCCAUCAGGAACUCGGCGUUGGCUGUGGCUGCAGUUCUCACUCACUGGGGGUUUCCUCCAGCUGCACAUUCUCUGCAAUGUUCCUCAUGCCUGUUUAAUGUAUGUUUUUUUCCUUUAUAUAAAAUGGAGCCUUAAUAAGACAA
This is a messenger RNA of Columba livia (rock pigeon), 1897 nucleotides long. RefSeq names its product mitochondrial fission regulator 1 like (gene MTFR1L). Lineage: Eukaryota; Metazoa; Chordata; Aves; Columbiformes; Columbidae. The record is from RefSeq and is a predicted model, not a curated record. Gene Ontology annotation, biological process: aerobic respiration; mitochondrial fission. The transcript is spliced from 7 exons. Bases 143 to 1003 code for a protein of 286 amino acids. Gene Ontology annotation, cellular component: mitochondrion.